CCGGCCCGGGGCGGGCGUGUCCGGAGGCCCUGGCCGAGCCGGUGCCGCAGUCCGCGCGGCCGCCGCAGGGCCCGGCACCGCCGUCCGCAGCAGCCCCGCAGCCGGCAGGCCCGCCCCCGCAGGCCCGGCUCCGCGCCGCCCGCGCCAUGUGGCCCCGCGGAGGAGGCCCCGGCCCGGUGCGCUGCGGCGAGCGGCCCGCUUCGGAGUUGCCAAAACAAAGGGGAUUUGGUAAUGGAGGCUUUGUUGGAAGGAAUGCAGAAUCGGGGACACGGCGGGGGGUUUUUGACAUCGUGUGAAGCAGAAUUGCAGGAGCUCAUGAAGCAGAUUGACAUCAUGGUGGCUCAUAAGAAGUCGGAGUGGGAAGGGCAGACGCACGCGCUGGAGACCUGCCUGGACAUACGCGAGCAGGAGCUGAGGACCCUCAGGGGCCAGUUGGAGAUGAAACACAAGGAGGUUGGAAGGUUGCAUCAGCAGAUGGAAGAACAUGAAAAAAUGAAGCAGGAAAUGGCUCUGGAAUACAAGCAGGAGCUGAGCAAGCUGCAUGAGGAGUUAGGCAGACUGAAGAGAAGCUAUGAAAAGCUGCAGAAAAAGCAAAUAAGGGAAUUCAGAGGAAAUGCCAAAAAUCACAAAGAAGACCGUUCUGAAAUUGAGAGAUUAACUGGAAAAAUAGAGGAGUUUCGUCAGAAAUCGCUGGACUGGGAGAAGCAGCGUUUGAUUUAUCAGCAGCAGGUGUCUUCUCUGGAGGCGCAGAGGAAGGCGCUGGCUGAGCAGUCCGAGAUCAUUCAGGCUCAGCUCACCAACCGGAAACAGAAGCUAGAGUCUGUGGAGCUCUCCAGCCAGUCGGAAAUCCAGCACCUGAGCAGUCGGCUGGAGCGGGCCAACGACACGAUCUGUGCCAAUGAGUUGGAAAUAGAGCGCCUGACCAUGAGAGUCAACGACUUGGUCGGAACCAACAUGAACAUCCUGCAAGAGCAGCGACAAAAGGAAGAUAAAUUGAGGGAGUCUGAAAAACUCUUAGAGGCUCUCCAGGAAGAAAAGAAAGAAUUGAAGGCAAAUCUUCAGUCUCAAGAGAAUCUCCUCCAUGAGGCAAGACUGCAGCAGGAGCACCUGCAAGCCGGAGUGAGGGCCGUUGACGUGCAGCGCACAGUGCAAGCCUCAAGGCCGGCAGCAGCGGCCCAGGCAGAACGGAAGGCUGCCUGUCAGGGCCAGGGGGACUUGGACAGCGUGCUGUCACGGCUGGAUGUCACGCACAGCAGUGAAGAGCUGCUGCAGGCGGAGGUCACUCGUCUCGAAGGCAGUUUGGAAUCUGUGAGUGCAACAUGUAAACAGCUGAGCCAAGAAUUAAUGGAAAAAUAUGAAGAACUGAAGAAGAUGGAAAUACAUAACAAUGAGUACAGAGCAGAGAUUAAGAAGUUGAAAGAGCAGAUCUUACACACCGAACAGAGUUACAGUUCUGCCCUGGAAGGGAUGAAGAUGGAGAUCUCCCAGCUCACGCGGGAGUUGCAUCAGCGAGACAUCACGAUUGCUUCUGCGAAGUGUUCUUCCUCAGACAUGGAGAAGCAGCUCAAAGCCGAGAUGCGGAAGGCGGAAGAAAAGGCCGUAGAGCACAAGGAAAUUUUGAAUCAGUUGGAAUCACUCAAGUUAGAAAACCGUCGCCUUUCUGAGACAGUAAUGAAGCUGGAAUUGGGUUUACGUGAGGCAAAAGAGAUCUCACUAGCAGACCUUCAGGAGAAUUAUAUUGAUGCGUUAAAUAAAUUAGUGUCUGAAAAUCAACAACUGCAGAAAGAUUUGUUGGAUACCAAAUCUCAGCUGAAGAUUUCUACUCAGAUGUGCAAAAAAAAAAUUGACAGAACUUUUAAAGCAACACACAGCAGAACAACUGAGUUCAAGGAAACGGAGUUCAAGCCAGCCCCCAAGCAGCGCAGGCCUGGGGAGGUAAAGACUGAGCACUACCCAGCAGGCCUGCCUUCCCCGAGAGGACAAGUGGCGGACAGCCCAGAGCCCCCGUCCGGGGUCCGCAGCCCCCCCAGCUCCGCCGUCAGCCUGUGCAGCUCCACCGUCUCUCUGCCUUCCUACUUUCUGUGUCAGGCUCAUUCUUUGCCUUCACCGCUAGAUAUGAAUGAUGCCACUUUUUCUGACAGUGUAUCUGAGAGCAUGAGCGAGCAAGAAGAGUUUGUAUCUUUGUCUUCUCUGCCUGUGUCCCCCCUGGGUUCGAUAGCUACCCGGUUUUUGGAAGAGGAGGAGCUGCGGUCUCAUCAUAUUCUAGAGCGGCUGGAUGCCCAUAUUGAAGAACUGAAAAGAGAGAGUGAAAAGACCGUGAAACAGUUCGCAGCCCGGAUGUAGCCUCCAAAGUCACAGUCGUGGAUGUGAAGAUCAACGCCCGAGUUACCGUGGGCUGAGUUA
This is a messenger RNA of Ochotona princeps (American pika), 2403 nucleotides long. It is a transcript of the gene CEP63, whose product is annotated as centrosomal protein 63. The transcript is spliced from 15 exons. Gene Ontology annotation, cellular component: centriole. Gene Ontology annotation, biological process: centriole replication; de novo centriole assembly involved in multi-ciliated epithelial cell differentiation. Lineage: Eukaryota; Metazoa; Chordata; Mammalia; Lagomorpha; Ochotonidae. Bases 232 to 2343 code for a protein of 703 amino acids. The record is from RefSeq and is a predicted model, not a curated record.